Salvia hispanica is the source of this 1623-nucleotide messenger RNA. RefSeq lists its product as uncharacterized. The record is from RefSeq and is a predicted model, not a curated record. NCBI's taxonomy places the organism in Eukaryota, Viridiplantae, Streptophyta, Magnoliopsida, Lamiales, Lamiaceae.
UAGAGAGAGAGAAACGUUCCAAAAUUAAAAAGUGCAUAUUCUUGUGGGACGGACUAAAAAGAAAAGAGUGCAUAUUCUUGUGGAACAGGGGGAGUACAAGUUUUGUGACUAUUUUGCAGAUAGUUAGAGGUUUCUAAGGGAGGAAAGAGAAGUAAGGAUUGGUCGAAAUGGUUAAAAAAGAUAAUAAAUUUAUUGACUUUGAUGCAAUAUCCUGCAAUGAAUUGCAUAAAUUGCAGCAAAAAGGCGGCAUGGACAAGACCUUCAUGGGCCUUAUGGAAUUAUAUUCCGAGCAAAGUAGAGCGAAGCCAAAUGAAGAAUUGAGAUUAAACGAUGAUGUUGAUGAGCAUAAGAAUGAUCCCGAUUAUAUGCUUAUGUUAGAUAAAAUAGAGAAGCAUGGCAACGCGUAUAGAACUGAAUACAUGAAAGAAGAUGGUUCGAGGGCUAUCAUCAAAUAUGAAGACGCUUCAAGUUCAGACACAGAGCCUGAUCAAGAACAAAUAGAUGGACCUUUGAAUCAGAUGCCUCUUGCAGAGGUUCAAGCCAUUCUUGAUUCACAUCUUCCUCCGAGUAGGGAGGAGGUUCAGAAGCUGACUUGCACGGGAACGAGGAGCAAGUCCAACAAUAAGAGGAAAGACAAUGCAAAGUUGUUGUCACACUCUACCUAUGCGCAUGCUCCUCACACUCCCAGUGUCAAAGGAGAUUCGGGUUUGGAUAAAAACUGUGGUCAACGCCAAUAUAGAAGGAAAUUGAGGAGUUAUACUACGGAACUAAUUGAUGAACAUGUCAAUAGGGCAAAGGAGAUGGAAAAUCUGACUAGGACAGAUCCGCGGGGUAAGUCCAAGAGUGGGAAGGAAGAGAAUGUAGUGGUGAUGGAGCCUGUUUCUUGUACCUACCCACGAAAACGCAAAAGGAACGAGUACAAGAUUGAGUAUGAUGAAGAGAAAAUCCAAUUCGAACCUGACUAUCAUUUAUGGUAUGAAAAACUCAAGCCUGUCAACGAUCAUCUUAUACUUACUGCCGGGGGUAUUGAAGUACUGUAUGAACAGAAGAGUGGAGAGCGUGAUCGGAUGAAAGAGGAUGAGGGUGAUGAUGACUGUGACGACAAAUCCUCUGAUGUGGAAAUCAUUGACAGCGAUACAUUCCGCAAGAUGAAUAACAGGGGCCGGUCUGCAUUUAGGGACAAGGUUAUUGCUGCUCUUAGAAAACCUUUUAAUAUCGGUGAAUAUAAGAAGCGAUUGCGAGAUAUCAAAUUCCGCCCACUGAUAGGACGCCACAUGGAUCUGCGUAAUGGGAGAGAAAGACAAAUUGGAAAGGGAGAUGGAAAGUGUUAUCUUGAUUACCAUCCAGCUCUCAGGAAAAGGCUCUCACAAGCGAAAGGCAACCGGCCAAAACGAUUAAACCUUCUACGAGGAUUCUUCUUAUGGAUUAAGCAGCCAGAGGAAUUCAGCCCGUGGCUCGACAAAGAAUGCCUCACUGUGCGCCCAGGGCCCGGCUAAGGUGAUAUGUGAAUCAAGAUUAUGUAAAGAUCUCAUCUUUUUUGGCAUGUUUUGAUCAUGUAGGCUAUACUCUUGGAGGGGUGUAUACAACUUGCCCAACCCUAAUGAGAUUGAAUUUUUUCUAUGA